AUGGAAGACAGCCCUUUGACACUCAAAUUGAUCUCCCUCUUGGUGAUCGUGUCAUUGGUAGCCAUCCUGGUGGCCGUCUACCACUUCGUCACCGUUGGCUGGUUCAAUUACUGGUGGCGUCCUACCCCACCCCACCACGUGAACCAGCAUAACCGUCAUCAAGAUAACGAUUACAGUUUGGAGAACUCAGUGGUGCUUCUCAUCCCAUCACACAAACACCAGAAAGGGUCAAGAUUAAGAGUAAGUGGAAGGGAAAGGGGUGAUGAUGAUGCCAUGUGUUCGAUUUGUUUGUGUGAAUUUGAGGAGGGCGAAGAGUUACGGACUUUACCAGAAUGCUCACACUCUUUUCACGUGCCGUGUAUUGAUAUGUGGCUUUAUUCUCAUUCUACGUGUCCUGUAUGUCGUGCCAAUGCUGUUCCUUCCUCACAAAUAUUGUUUCAGUUUUUGGAUUCUGAUUCCGACACAGAGGUUAGACAAGAGGCUUCUAACAUUGUUUAG
Molecule: messenger RNA, 498 nt
Organism: Cynara cardunculus var. scolymus (artichoke)
Lineage: Eukaryota; Viridiplantae; Streptophyta; Magnoliopsida; Asterales; Asteraceae
Product: RING-H2 finger protein ATL52-like
Exons: 1
Coding region: 1-498 (165 amino acids)
Biological process (GO): protein ubiquitination
Source: RefSeq, a predicted model, not a curated record